AGACGAGGAAGCAGAAUCGAAUGAGUAAGAAGGAAGCAACGCAAGGAAGAUGGCGUUGCAAAAUGUGGCGAGCCGACACGAGGGUUCGACAGGACUUGGCUUUCAGUCGCAGCUCGGCAGUCUGUACGAGACAAUCGAGUUACACUUACUACGCUGUGCAGUUUAUGUAUAUAUCGCGUACGGUAUAUGUAUUAGUGUUCAUAGGCGCAGUCUCCGCGUGUGUACUAGUAACCGAUACGCCGGACGAAUUGACACACGCGCAGCAAUGGCGUACCCCUUUGAAGAAGCCUGAACGUGUUCUCUGUCGUCGAAUAUUCCUUUGUGCCGCUGUGUGUGCUGUGUGUAAGAAAGACAGAUAAUCCGAGUAAAAAAUGGAACAUGUAAGUCCAUGAUAGAUUUGUGAAACGACGUCGGCGUAUUAGGGUGUUUCAGCCUUGCCGAAACGAACGACCGAACGAAACGUUACGCCCAGCCGGAUCACGUCUAAGCCGUAUUACUGAGUCUGAUACACCAUUCGGUUUAGCGUUCUCACGAACGUGGUUUAAAGCUUUAUCAACGAAAACGUGCGAAGAGGAAAUUCAUUAAAGUGAAAAUAUGACAUCAUUUAAAUGGAAACACAAUACACAGAUGUAGCACCCGGAAUGACACAUACAAAACGACUUGUGACAAAGUGAAGUAGAUUAAUCCUAUGUAACAAGAGAUUGCAAGGAAAGGGGAGGAUAAAAUACUCAUUUAUAAAAAAACGGAAUAAUUUGGAGGUAGGGACGAAAGGUCGAAGACAAAUACAUCGAGAAACAAAAGAUUAUAAAAGGGAAAGGUCGAUAUUGCAAGGAAGCCGGUGUCAAACGAGUCAGGGCCGGUAGUGUUUGAAUUUAUAGUCGCUUGUAAGCUCUUUACCUAGGACUCUUUUUCCCUUCCCUCUCUCGAAAUAUGCAAUAAUCGUUUCAUUGCUGUACAUUGCGGGCUUCUGUCUCGAGGGCUUUCCUCGGUGUUGGAUAUAAUAGCUGAUUGGUCCAACCCCUGGAAAAGGCAACCCUCUUUCACUGCGAUGAACCGUAACCAUUCUUUCUCGCCUCGUUUCAAGGUAUGUCUGUAACAGCGAGGAAUGCUAUAAUCAUUAAGACAGUCGCACAGGUAAAUGCGAUUCGAAAGGAGAUAGAAAACAAAGCGAGAAGGGAAGUCUAGGAAAGAAGAGGAGGAAGAAGAAGAAAGAAAAGAAGAGGGUUAGCUGAGGAAAGGAAGGAAAAGAAAAAAGUGCCGGAGGAUCGCGAACUCGCGUCUCCGGCUGUGUAACAAAAGAUCGGGUAAUCUCAACGCUGGGCGAGACGGAGAGCAAAGGAUCGUGGUCGUCAUCGGGGAGAAUAAUCACGAGGAUCCCACGAAAUGAGAGCCUAGCGUUCGAGGUGGGUCGUUGGUCAGCGGGCGUGCAAGAAGGGACGGUUCGGCGACGGAAGCCUGGAUAGUAGGAGGUUUCCAACAUGGCCGCUGCCUGCUACGAAAAGGAAGUGGUGGUAGGUGCCGCUAUGCAUGGACACGGUCAUCACCAUCACCACCACCAUCAUCAUCACCAUCACCAUCACCAUCAUGGAAUCGCCGGCGGGUCUACCGGCGGCGGCGGCGCCGCGGCUGCCACGGCUGCUGCGACGGGCCCAACCGGACAGCAAACCGUCCUACCGGCCGCAUCGACCAGCAUUAUCGACACCACCACCGCCGCUGCUGCUGCUGCUGCUGCCGCUAACGUCGGCUCCAGCACGAAUUCGAACCCGACCGCCGCCACCGCGACCGCGGCGGCUGUUGCGGCCGCGACGGCCGCAGCGACGGCCGCGGCGGCAGCCGCUGCGGUUGCGGUCACCACCUACAAGGACUACAAGGACUACUCGCAACCGCUCCACGUCGAUUGCAGCGUGGAGUAUGAGCUACCCAGCCAGGCAAAACCACCGCCUGGAGGAGGCGAACCCCUUCUUAUGAUACACCCGUGCUACUACCGACGCGCCGAACGCGAGAGGAGAAGUCCUUUUGUCAACAAUCUACCACCGCCAGCGAACGCGCCGAUUUCAUCCUCUAGGCGAAGCAGCAGGCGAAGUGCAUCAGCCGCCGCAGUCGUUGCCAACGCGGCCACAGUCUCCGCGUCGGUGUCCUCCACUGCGUCCGUUGUCGCAUCGUCGUCUACGGUUGUCGCCGUUUCUACUUCGACCGUGUCAUCUUCGAGUUCUGCUGUCGCCGCAGCUGCGGCUGUCUUAUCAGCAACCGCAGCCGUUGUCUCAACAGCCGAUUCCGGAUCAAAUUUAGUUUCUACAACCGGUCAAAUGUCCGCCGCGGCCAUGGCAGCUUCGUAUCGUGCGGCUCUAAACGCCGCCGCGACUCUCUCCCAACAACAACAACAAAGACGUCAUCAUCCGCAGCAACAACAACCGCCGCAGCCGCCUCCGCCGCAGCAACAGCAACAAACUCACCAUCAUCAUCAUCGUCCUCACGCUCACCCCCAUCACGGUCAACAGCAACCUCAGCAGCAGCAGCAGCAAGCUAGUUCGGUUACGUCGACCUCCUCCGGAACCGAACUGAUUUCUGCUGAUGAAAAAGCAGUCAUAUCAGGUAUUUAUCAGCACUACUUUCGCGCGAUGCGCGCUCACAAUCAUCAGCAUCGGCAGCAGCAACAACCACAGCAGCAAGCGACACAGCAACAUCGAACGACUCAUCAACUUCAUCAUCAACCUCACCAAAGCGACCGAAGUUCCUCCUCGUCAGUGACGCCGACGGCCACGUCGAUCUCUGGCAUUCUACGGCAGACGUAUCAACAGACGUAUAACGCGAGUUCGAAUUCGUCGAGUCAUCUGCGAGCAGCGACGGCCUCGGUUGUCGGGCAUCACCCGUAUAGACGGCCGUCGGCGACGUUACUGUCACGUACAGCGUCACACGUUGGUCAACAGGCUUCUUCCUCAUCUUCCUCGUCCUCUUCUUCCUCCUCGACGUCGAUCGGUGCUUCCAGCGGUGUUUCCUCCAGCGGCGUUUCCAGCGUAUACGCGAGUACGAUACACAGGCAUCACGCGACCUCGCUACACGCCCUCCAGGCAGCCGGUUUUUACGAAACGCCCGGUUAUCAUGCGCUUUUGCCGCAGAGUUAGGUGUCCACCGGCAUCGGCAGCAGCACCAACGUUAACCCGUUCGAGACCGACCCCGUUGCCACCACCGUUCAUUUAUUCACCUAAUCCGGCUGCAAAGCUGUGUGCUCUCUCUUCCCUAUUGUACGACUUAUCUUCCAUACUCGUUAAAGAGCAUACGGGUUGGUCUAAACUCUGCCUAGUACACUCGGGAUACAUCUAUCUCUGCGACGUACACGCUACUUCUAUCUACGUGUAUAUUCCACUGUAUAUACAUGGAUCUGUAUGCAUACGUAUAUACGUCUAUGUACGUAUCGUCGUCGACGCAACGACCGUACGUGCCGUGCUCUUCGUUGUUGGCAGCAGUGUGCGGGUGGCCGGACGAACGGACGAGCAGAAACCCACAGAAUAAACACACGACGCAUACACACCAUCAUCACUACUAUCACCGUCACACACAGAUAUACGUUCGAGCCAGGGACAGAUGGAGGGAAGUACCAGCAACUGAAAUGGUCGUCCGUCUAUACGCAUCGAGCGAUUUCAUCCACCUGCGAUACGUGUACAUUAUGUUCAGGUAUAAAAAUCCAUUUGCUUAGGCCCUUUGUAUUUUUAACCGGCGCACGCUUUCAGACAUAGAGACCAUGAGUUUUCUUCGCGUAAAUUCCUGAAAGUCGGAUGCCUUUCUUCGCCGGGCAAACAUCAUGUACACGCGGUCGUCUCUCGUUGUAUACCACCGCCGUGGCGGCGGCCCUUUCGCUCUUUUUCCCAUCAUCGGCUCUCAAAUACCAGCGGAUCGCGAAUACAUAGAUCGACAAUAGUAUUUUUAAGGUUUACGAUCGAUUCCCUUAUGUAUGUACUUAUAACAUUAGAUAUUUUUUCUAACGAUUUACGCGAUUCAUAGUUGCAACUUUCCUUGCCGAUAUUUUGCCUCUAAGCUUUACAACAUCCUCGCUUCGACCAUCUGUCUUCUCCGCUUACAGAUAUACCCAAACCGGAUCGACAAUCAUCGCAAUCGCAAGUGCCAAAACCCGAACGCAACCUCACGAACGAACGUUACCCAACAGGGUGCAAGCGCAUCUUUGCCAAAUAGACCAUAUGUACAGUACUAGUUUUUCUCGAUUCUGCUUUUCAUUUCGCGAUGCAAGCGCACACAGGAAACGGCGGUGUGCCGCGAUCGCAGUUAUCCUUCUCUAGGGGAACGUCCCUCUCGCCCUUUCUCCACCACGAAUGACUCUGUUCCCCGUCUUUCUCUAGCGUUAUUCGUUCCUCCGCGGCCCUCUCUUUGUCUUUUUCUCCGUCUCUGUCGGUUUCUCGUCGGGAACAUCUCUAGAAACUCGAGGUCCGAGCCGGGGCAGGAUUUCUUCUUUUUUGUCCUGCGCCCUUUUCAAAGAGCGCGCUCAAGGAGAAACGGACGGGGACCGUAUUUCGUUACACGGUAACGAUCGAUCAACGUGACCGCACGACCGCACCGGCGGUACGGGCGAGCCGUGGCGAAGCGAGACGAAGCGAGACGAGGCGAAACGAGACGACGAGUCGGGACGGGUCGGGACGGGACGAACGGGACGGGGACGGCACACGGGACGGGACGGAACGGAUCUGGGCGGUUACGGGACGAGAGGAGAACGAGGGACGCGACCAGACCAGACGCGAAGGGGGCGCGGUCAAGAUGGGGAUCGGCAGAGACGAAACCGAGAGACGGCUCGCACGCAUCGGAGGGAGCAGGAUGCGUCGACUCGUACUCCGAAAACACUGACGACCAUGUGCAUAGGAUAGACGUUAGAUUAACAGUCGCUAAUGCGAACCUGCGCGACUCUGGCUCCUAUAAUUUCCACUCGUCGCGCUUCGCGGAGCCUUGGAAAAAUGACUAAAUGAGGAGAGUUUCGGGGAAAUUAGAUGGAAAGUACCUCCUGCGUUCUACUCGUCGGAUACCGAAAUAAAAACAAAAAAUUAUGAAAGUCACGGAAAGCACUUUGUUACGUUCGAUAACGGGAAACUAUAUAGUUUCUCGAUAGAUCUAAUAAAUCUCGUUUCGUAAAUUUGUGUCUAGCUCUCGCCCUCGAAGUUAUAGCGUGUGGCUGACUUUAACGAUCUGUUUUCCCUACCGUUUUGCGGAAUUCGUUAAACUCCGUUCCUCGAAGGGUGCGCUGACAAGACUGCUCGCGGAGGAACGUUUAUUUUUGUAGGAAAUGCGUACUUUUGUGCGACGUCUCUCCGAAAAGUGAUUCGUGGAAUUGAUUUGAAUAAAACGACGGAGUUAUACAUGAGGAUGGAGGGGAAAGUGCGCAUCGCGUUUCUAACGCGUACUGCGUUUGACGCGACACGUAUAGGGUUCGAUGUAGUUGAAUCAAAUAGACCAGGCGCAAUCGUAGCUUCUUCGUACACAACCGGGUCGAUAGUAAAUACGUUUCCUAGUUAUAGAUCGGCCGCCCGCUCGUCAGAGGGUUAAACUUCAUCCACUGAUAGAUAUUUAUACGACGUGGAAGGAAGGAGGGCAUUAUUGUGCCUCGUUGAAACCCCCGUCGAACUCGUUAUAUAAUGUGACGUCGACAUCAGGUAAUUAGGAAGCGUCGCAAGCAGAAACGUUGGCUAGUGACUUUGAAAAGGUUUCACCGGCUCGUUUGUCGGUUUUCUAGCCGUCUUUUUCGCUCCUCUUCCACGGUCGGGUAGAGAAAAAAAUUCGUCGGAACGUUAUUUUUAAAUUUCACAUUACGUCCACUAAACUAUUCCUCGCGGAGCAUUCCACUUUCGUACGAUCCCUCGUUCCCCAGCAACGGAUUUUCACAACGUUCGUUUCGGCCUUGUAGCAUGUUAAAUCGACAUCGGGUACAAUGGUUCACGCAUCGAAUCCUGAUUCGAAUGUCGUUCCAAAUCGAAACACGGACGCCACGUAGAAAUUUUCAGCUUCGUGUGUGUAGUCACUUCGUUCCUGGUAAAAUUUGUUGGCAGAGACGACCCGGUUGUCGAGAGCAGAGUUCGUUCCUGGCACCACUUACCCUUCGCCUUCCAUCUCGGCCGAGCAUUUCCGCCCCGGUGUUUUUGCUCGUUCAAAGGGAACGAUCCUCUUAGCGGCAAAGUAGAAGGGAAGGCUAAACGGAUACAGGGCCUAAAUAGAGUUACUUGGACUGUGGUCCGACGUAUCGUCGACGGCGGGAGCUUUUCGCGUUACUCUUUCUUCUGCUUCUCUGCAAAUUCCUAUAAAUCAACAAAUCUUGCAACAAAAUUCCAACCAUAUGUUUUAGUUAGUUAAAGUUGAACGAUCUGAUCGAAUAUUUAUAUAGAUAAGUUUCUCAAAUGGCAUUGGAAUAUUGAAACGUUAAACAUCGACAGGUUAGAAAUAGCAUUCCUUUCCCUCCUUCCAUUGAAUUUCUCUAGCUUCUUCGUAAUCUGCCAUCAACCUGUAUAUACAUACAUAACUUCCUCUCGUCUCCUCCUAUUCGUCGUAUGUUUCGUUGUAUGUUCCGUCGUAUGUUCCACCGUUUAUCGUGAACCGCUUACUAUGCAAAGGGUACGCUCGUAGAAUUCGAUUGUCGUCGGUCGGUGUGUCGAAAGAAGAAGAAAAAAAGGGGGCCUCGCGAACGAGCAAGCGAACGAACGAAACUCCGUUGGUCGGGGGGGCAUUGUAGCGUCGCAGCGACGAGACACGGUCGAAUGUCAAGCAGAGUAGCGGCUGAUACGAUCAAGAGUUACGCCUUUAACUUUUCACCUCGCGCAUAUCAAGGAUCGACGCUUAAAAGUGCCUCGCCGUUGAUGAUUACGCGAUUCAUGAGAAACAUAUGCGAGUAAACUUUUGAACGAUGUUUCGUGUGCCAAACGCAUCUUUUUUGUAACGUAUUCUGUCCCUCGUGUGCCUCUGCUGUUCAAUUAUUCCAAAAUAUUUACAUACUUCUGCCGAACGCUUGUACAAACUUUUCUUUCCGUGUCAGUAUUACAUUUAUAUCAUCGUACCCCAGGUGAAUUCACCGUUUACAUCGAUCAAGUAUUAUCGUUAUUACUAUCUGAGAAAAAAACCUAGGAACAUUACGUAAGGGGAACGUCGAACGACUUUCCGGGCUGCGCGCAUCUUCUAGGGGAGAUAACGCGAUAGAGGCGCUCCUCUUCUCUCCCAGUUGUUGAAAGUUGCCAUCAGCUCGAUCUCUCUAGAUACGCGUGCACAACGUGCAUCACCAGUUGCCCCCUUUUUUUUUUUUGUGUUCGAUUUCACGAUUCUCCACUUCUCACGGAACACACGGUUAUUCGUGGUUCUGUGGUGGCGAAAUCUCUUUCCGUUCCACUGAAAUUUCAUCCUCGGUCUCUCUAUUCUACCGUGUUGCGUUCAAUUAGGUUAGGAACGUUGCGAUCGAAGAUAUAUUUUCAAAGAGCAUCGUGCGUCCGCUGGUUCUACGUUAUAAAGAGCGAAUGUGAACGUACCCACCGAGACAGCCAGAGUACACACAAUCCCACACAACUCAACACAACGCGACACGUGUGUAACUCGAAGGAAAUAAUACACGGCAUGUGCGGUCGUUCCGGUAAUUUUUUUAUUUAACGUUGCAUUCAGUGAAUGCAUUUGUACACCGAACCGAUUAUUUUCUCCGUUCAGCGUUCCUUUACCCCUUUUCCUUCUCGUUUUUUCUUUUGUUUCUCUCUCUUAUUUCUCCGUUUCCCUUUUACUUUUUCUUUUUCUUUCGAUCGAUCCGCAGAAACAGUCUUCUUCUUCGGUUGUUUAUCGCGUUUGUAGUCGGCGAGAACAAGGCAUAUAUUUACUCUGUAAUAAAACGUGCUUCCUCCGUAAGCGGGUACGAGAAAAAGAAAAAAAAGUCUGGCAUCAAAUAUUUUGUCCUACGUCGCGCGUAACGAACUAUACGUAAAAUAUACGGUCAAGCUUAUUCUCGAGAUACGUGUGCAUCGCGUCGUUUGAUGGAGAGAGAGAGAGAGAAAGAAAGAAUGAAAGAGAAAGAUGAAAAGAAGCGAAAGAAAUGAAAGAAAAAUAGAGAAUCUGUGCUCGAACGUGCCUCGCCCUCCACUAUAUACGAACGUACUUUUGUGCGUAUACAGUAGACGCGCACCGGAUAAAAGCUCGAUUCACGUUCGACGGACAACAAGGAAAGAGGAAACGAGAAAAAGAGGCCCGUUAAAGAUAAGAGAGCUCAAAGUAUGCCACUUUCGAUGGCGAGGGGCCCCGACGGGUUCCUGUUCCCAACGAGAAAAAGAGUAUUCAUCAGCCGUUCGAAAUUAAAUUAAAUUGCCAGUAGAUUUUCGCAAGACAGCAGACGAGGGACACAAAGUGGUAUAUACUCCUCCUGGUUGUCCGUUCACCGUGAAUCAGCCACGAAGAAUGGCGUGGCGCGGCGCGGCUUAAACGCGUGCGUACACCUUCUCAAAAAACAUAGUUCACUACUAUUAACUCGGCCUUAAACAAAAUGACGUAAACUGCCUCAAAUAAUUAAUAUAUUAAACGAGCUAGCGCCCUCACUUACACUUCGACUGAAUGAAUAACGAAACGCCUAAUCCUGUGUAUAAUUAUGUAGUAUUAAAGAAAAAGGGGAUCGCGGCUGAGAUAAGUUGCUCGAUCGCCGCAUCCAGCGAGUAGAGUUACGCGAUCACGAGUCCGGCGGCAGAGAAAAACGAGCGAAACGAAGAAGAACGGGGGAUAUAUAGAUAACGAUCGAUCGGAAAGAGCGCGUAUAACGUGUGCGUUCAGCGAGAUGAAGGAGAAAGACGAAGAGAGAAAAAGAAGGGCGCUGUGUGUAGCGCUUUCUUAAACGGAAACUAUUCGCGCAUUGCGAGCGAGCGUGUGUAUAAUAUAAUGUGAGAGCGGAUAGAUCGCAGAGGACAACUUAGAGAAAUGUAUCGAUCCAAUCCGGUGACGUUGUCCUCAUUGAUCGUGAUUUAUCGAAAGAAAGGAAAAUCAUUUUUUUCCGUUCUUCACUGUGAACCGAUAGCAGCAUAUGUGAACGAACACGCAGACAGACAGACACACACACACGCACGCACGCACGCACACACACACACACACAUCCCAUGUAUAUGAUACCUGAGCAAAGGGAAGAGGAAAAAGAAUAGGAAAAGAGAAUGUAGAAGGGCAGGAGAGGGGUACAGCAGAUCGACGAGGCUGCUACGAAACAAACGACGAGAUCUCGUUGUUGUCGCGGACGAGAUGAUUCAGAUAAGCGAGGAGACCACUCGAAGGUAGACAUGGUUAACGAAAAAGGACAUAGGAAAACGCGACCAAAAGAGACAUUUUGGUAAGACACGACGAGAUUGAAACAAAGGUAGGGAAAGAAGCGAAACGACGAAAUAGAGACGAGAAAAAUUUGAUUGGGAAAAUCAAAAUCAUCAUCGAUGUCCUCUCGGCUCCAUCUUUUAGAAACUGACAAUGACUACGGAGACGAUGACGAUUACGAUGACAAUGACGAUGACGGGAUGACUGGGUGUUUCGAAGGACGGUAGUUCUUCCGUUCAUGCAUUAUACGGGCUUGAAGAAUAUACACGACAAUAAGGAUCGUAGCCGGUCGAACACGAUCCAUACCCCGCGAGAGUUAAUCGAGAAACCGACGAACUCCUACGGCUUUUAUGGCUCCGCUCGUAAAGAUAUACCCAAGGCUUUUUCUGUGGAACUCUGGACCCCUCCGAACACCCGGUCCAGGAACACUGGGGCAGAAACGACGACGGAGCGUGUAGAUGGACGGGUGAACGAGCGAAUGAACGAGCGAGCGAGCGAGCGAGCUAGCGAGCGACCGGCUGGUUGGCCAGCCGAGACCCCGAAUUACAAUGUGCGCUCCUCGUGCGGGCCUCACCGUGGGUGGACUACCUUCUCGGCUCUACGUGAAUUUUUCUUAAAUCGUCUACCCCUCUCUCGAUGAAUGAUCUCUCUCUCCGACCAGGCCCAGAUCUUAGCCUUCGAGCAGGAACAGAGAGAGGUAGAGAGGACUGUGUGCUGUCAGCCGGCGAAUGAAAAGCACUUAAGAAGCUGCGCGGUAUGCAUCUAACAAUGACCCUACCCACCUCUGACGCACGAAUUGUUCCUAUAUCAGAGUACACCAGCUGAUUCGGCAAAUAUAACGUGCGCUAUUUUACGCUAUUCUUUGUACGCGCUUCAGCGCGUACCCGGUUUAUAUACGGGGGCACGGCUCGAUCUCAGCCGAGCACGCCACUCCUUCCUUACCCCUAUAAUUCGCUUCGAGUUACCGAAUCUUUUUCAAUCUCGAUCCAUCCAUCCUGCGAUACUCUUUCUUUUUCUCCAUCCUAUUCUACGAUACGUUCUAUCUCGUCUCUUUGUGAAUUUUUUGCACUCGCGAAUUCUCGAUAUUUCGAUCGCGUCGUUACAGCAAAAGCAAUAUCGUCGUCUCUGCAACCGAAUCGCUCGAAUCUCUCUGGUAUAUACGGUGGAGUUGUGUCGAAAACAUAGUCGUGCCAGGGGGUUGCUGCGGUCUUGCGAUAGUUGAACUCGAGGGGAGAUAGCGGCAUAAGCGAUAGAUAGACCAUAACGCGCGCAAGAAAGAAAGAAUCAGAGGGUGGAGAGUCUCGAUCCUGGAAUGAGCACCGCGUGGCCAUAAAGAGGAGAGACACACGUCCAUGUGUCACGGACGUCAGGAUAUUAUAGGUUACUCUGUCUAUCUAUGGAUAGUUCGAACGAUUCGAAACGAUGGACCACGCCCUCAGUCUGCCAUCUCCGCUUCGACGAACUCUCCACGAUCGAUCCUUUACUCGCGACAAGCUGGCAAAAAUUACCACCGCAAAAGUCGAGCACGAAACGGGACAACUGAAUACGCCCCUGGAGCGACCCGAGGCCUGCCUCUCCGGCCAAUCGAUACCAUACCGUGUGCCUCUUCCGUUUGACAGCCUCCGCGACGUUUCUCCCUGUUAUUUCUCUCUUCCUUUUCCUAUUUUUACUACCUAUAGCUUCUUCCUCUAUCCUUCUUUUUCAUCUUCAAGAACCGACAUUUUUCCUUCCCCCCUUCGAUUUUAAAGAAGGACGAAGGAAUGGGUUUCUGUCAAAUAGACAGCCGUGUCGCACUGGUUCGAUCGCAUUCCUUCGAAUGAAAAAAAAAAAAAAAAAGGAGAGAAAGAAAGGAAGAAAUGGCUCUCUUUAUCGCGAUACGGCUCAUCGACGUGGCGAACGAUCGAUUUGCAGGAGACAAAGUCUUUCUCUUUGCGCGGCCACGGUUGGACCCCACGUGCCGUUUGUUCGCUUCCUACGUUUCUCCGACUGUUUGCACCAAAAGCGUGUAACUUAACGAGCGAUUGUUCUCCUUCUAGUUCCUUGAUUUCGUGAUUAAUCGAAAGUUUCUGAUCGCUGAAGCCACUACCUACCGCGUGUCUGUUGGCUGGAGCGUUCGUUAGAGCGGCGUGUGUGCGCGUGUAUGUUUACUUUGCUCGAUCGUUCGUUAAAAUUCGAGCCGAAGCGCCUGUUAUUUCUUCCCGUCAUGGUGUUGUGUGUUGGACUUUGGAGAGCUUUUACGAGGAACAGAAAGAGAGAGAGAGAGAGAGAGAGAGAGAAUGCAUGAGUGUGAGUAAAAUGUUUAUAUGUGCGCACUGAGCGUCUACCUUUUGCUAAACGCGCCACGUGUGUCGCCUUGUUUAUCCAUCGCCGCCAUUGCCGUCGUAGACGCGCUCGGCGUUUGACGAUCCUCUGCUCGGUUCUCGAACGACUACGGGAUCUUCGUUUUCUGGGGGGUAAAGCUAGCUAACCAACUACUACUGUAUUAUCAGUAAAAAGAAAAUGAAAAAAAAAAACAGAACAUACCUACGCAUUUAAGAUAAUGUACAAGUCUCUAGUGUGAUACAUUUCUACGCUUAUUCUCUUAACUGUAGUCAUGAAGUCUAAAGUAACGAUACCUCGUUGUGGUUUGUAACGCGGACUAAAAAGUAAAAAAAAUAAAAAUAAAAA
This is a messenger RNA of Bombus huntii, 11967 nucleotides long. Its product is annotated as centrosomal and chromosomal factor-like. Bases 1479 to 3122 code for a protein of 547 amino acids. The transcript is spliced from 2 exons. The record is from RefSeq and is a predicted model, not a curated record. NCBI's taxonomy places the organism in Eukaryota, Metazoa, Arthropoda, Insecta, Hymenoptera, Apidae.